Molecule: messenger RNA, 1400 nt
Organism: Toxotes jaculatrix (banded archerfish)
Lineage: Eukaryota; Metazoa; Chordata; Actinopteri; Toxotidae
Gene: cops7a
Product: COP9 constitutive photomorphogenic homolog subunit 7A
Exons: 8
Coding region: 65-871 (268 amino acids)
Biological process (GO): COP9 signalosome assembly
Cellular component (GO): COP9 signalosome
Source: RefSeq, a predicted model, not a curated record
GUGUGCUGACAGCGGAACUGAAUAAUCGAGAGGGGGACUACCUGCUAGCAACCAACACAAGAAGAUGGAGGUGGAGCAGCUCCUGUCUCUGUCAGGCUCAGCACUGGCCCAGGCUGUCAGCUCUCUGCUGGAGACCCCAGGCCUGUACGUCUUCUCUGACAUCCUGGAGCUGCCUAAUGUCAGAGAGCUGGAGAAUGGCCCUCAUGCACCAGUGUACCAGCUCCUGAACCUCUUUGCCUAUGGAACCUACUGCGACUACAAAGAGAGAGCAGCCUCUCUUCCAGAGUUGACCCCCGCACAGAGAAACAAACUCCGCCAUCUGUCGAUCAUCAGCUUGGCUUCCAACCUCAAGUGCCUGCCGUACUCGCUCCUCCUGCAGCAGCUGGAGCUGAAGAAUGUGCGGGAGCUGGAGGACCUGCUGAUUGAAGCCAUUUACUGUGACAUCAUCCAGGGUAAACUGGACCAGAGGAACCAGCAGGUGGAGGUAGACUGCAGCGUGGGUCGUGACCUGGGCCCCAACGAGCUCCCAAACAUCAUCAACACGCUGCAGGAGUGGUGUACAGGGUGUGAGGCGGUGUUGUGUGGUAUUGAGGAGCAGGUCUCGAGGGCCAACCAAUACAGAGAGAGCCAGCUAAAGGUCAAAGUCCAAGUGGAAACAGAGGUUUCAAACCUACAGAAAACGUUAAAGGCCAGCGCUGCCUCUCCUUCAUCAGGCCCCGCCCCUGCUGGAGCCGCCUCCAAUCAGGACGCAGACCAGCCUGCCGAGCCACGAGACCCUGCAUCCUCUCAGGAACCUCGACAACCAGGCAAAAAAAGUUCAAAGGUGAAAGGUCUCCGCGGCAGUGGGAAGAUCUGGUCCAAGUCCAACUGAAGACAAGAGAAAGACAGCAGCACUGAUGGACACUCUCGCUGAUAAAUGGACACAUGGUCAUGUUAAUGGACAAAUAGAUACAUUAAACAAUGUGACCAAUGCUCACGGACACCCUCUUCACCUACAUGUAAAAACCGGGAAGCUUCAUGGGAACUUUUCUUGUUACCUAAUCUCACCCUGACGGAUUCAGAAACACACACUGGCUGAGCGAUACGACACGUGUGACAUCCACUCUUACAGUAAUUAACAGCCUGACAGAAGAGGACUAUCCGUGUAUUUACACACACAGCACUUGUAACACAUGAAGACAGACUUGUCUGCAGCAGGAGUCCGUUGCCUCUGACCAGAAGCAAGAUCGGUGUAUUUGACUCGUAUGUGUGUGUGUAUCUCUAUUGGUUUAAAAAAAAAAAAAUGUUCUUUUGGUUUGGAUUAAUUCUAUGUUGCUUUGUAUUUUCUCUCUCUGCUGAGUACAGACAUGUAUAAAAUCAGAAUAUAAAUUGUUGGGAAAUAAAACAAAGCCCUGUACUUA